Umbelopsis ramanniana AG is the source of this 1714-nucleotide messenger RNA. RefSeq lists its product as uncharacterized. Gene Ontology annotation, cellular component: nucleus. The transcript has a single exon. The coding region runs from base 204 to 1604 and encodes 466 amino acids. Gene Ontology annotation, biological process: peptidyl-lysine monomethylation. The record is from RefSeq and is a predicted model, not a curated record. Gene Ontology annotation, molecular function: protein binding; protein-lysine N-methyltransferase activity. Lineage: Eukaryota; Fungi; Mucoromycota; Umbelopsidomycetes; Umbelopsidales; Umbelopsidaceae.
GCGAUUCUACCCUUUCCGUACGCAAGAUCCAGGUUGUUUACUCUUGCAUGGAAACAAGGGUUUGCAUAUGUUCUGAAAGUUUGCAUUGAUCAACCGCACGCAGCUCUGAAGUCGUACGUGCGCGCGUAAAUCGCAAGAACAAUGACAGUUUCGAAAAAUUUUGGGUUGCUGAAAAUUGCUGUCAAACGCCCUGCAUCUCCCGAAUGAAUAACACAUUGUCAAAAUUUCUCGAUCAUCUUUCGAGCACUGAGCAUGUGAAUUUAUCCAAAGUUCAAGUUAAACACACGCCAGACGCUGGAUAUGGUCUGUUUGCUACGGAAGACUUCUCCGCUGACAUCGCCGAACCAAUGGUGACAAUUCCGUCCAACUUAAUUGUAACCGCGUCAAAAGCAUUGCAAUAUUUAAAGGAACAUAACCGUCAACAGUAUAACGAGCUAAAAGAGUUACCAAAGAAUAACAAGACAAUUGAACGUUACUGUAUACUGUUAUUUUUAAUCUGCGAAAAGAACGCUGCAACGCCAUCGUCGUGGAGAUACUACAUUGACAUUUUACCAACCUUAGACACAUUGAAAUCCUCACAAGCGUUCUUCUACCAGGAUGAAGAAAUGCAGUUCUUAGAAGGGACCUCCCUCCAUAAAUCCAUCAUGGAGCGACGAAGCAAUGUUUCAAAGCUGUUGAAGCAGCUUACAGCUCUGGUUCCAUCCGCAAGCAAUGUCUCCUUGGACGACUGGCAAUGGGCGGACAUGGUAUUUUGGACCAGAGUUGUUAGCAUCGACAGUCAAAAGCAAUCAAAGGAUAAAGAUUCAUCUGAAAUAACCCCUGACUAUGCCAUGGUUCCUCUCUUGGAUUUUGCCAACCAUUCUCUAGCGCCGAAUCUAAGGUGGGAGCUGGAUAGUGAAGGAAAUUUUCAACUUCUGGCACACAGUGAAGGAGGUAGCGCUGGAGAGCAGCUGUACUUCUCAUACGGCGACAAACCAAAUCAAGAAUUGCUAUUUCUUCACGGUUUCUGUAUACCAGAUAAUCCAAAUCCGGCAAAAUUCACUAUGUCAGUUAUACCUCUCAUGAUGAUGGACGAAGAUACUAUCGAACCCAAGAUGCGGUGGUUACAAGACAUUGGAGAGACACAUACGCUAACUUUGGAGAAAAAUCCUCAAGGUGACGAGCAUCCAUUGAUGAAAGCAGGUAUCACCAAGCACUCGGCAGCUCUUCUACAACUCGCUGUGCUCGACGUUGAUGAUCCGAUUGAUUUUAUACUAGAGGAUGACAACCUGGUGCUAUGCUUUGAAGGCAAGCCACAGGCUAGCUUAGAUGACUUGCUCGAAUCUGUCAGUCGCUACGAACUUUGUCCAAUUCAACACUUGAGAGCAUCUCUUCUUCUCUCUCAAGCUCUGGGUGACCACUACGAAAAGAUAGCGGAGACGACAGAAGAAAUGAAAAGCGCAUCUCAUUCAGACAACUCUGUUAUUCAGAACAUUCUCAUUUAUGCCUUGGAGGAACUUGCGCUUUUGGAAAAUGCCUUGUCUAUACUUCAAGACGUCCAAUCCGACCUUGGAAAGGAUCCUAGAGUCUUACAAUACAUUGCUGAUAGCCAAAGUGCAGAAUAACAGCAACAUAACUCCAAUAAUAUAGAUCCGCAAGGAAGGUUAGACGAACAUACACGUCCAUAACUCAUAAUCAUAGAAAUCUGUCGAUCAUGCUCAUCACAAUACAUAUA